CUGCAGACUCUCUGUGUCUCCAGAGGUUCGACCCUGGUCUGGGUCUCAUGUCUCCCAUGAACCCCCUGAUGGGACUCAGCCUGGUGCCCCCCCCCGCCCGUCCCCCCCGACAUGCCGGUCGUCAAGGAGAUCAUUCACAGCAAGAGCUGCACCCUGUUCCCUCAGAACCACAGUGAGACCAGCAGAGCAGCAGACCUGGACCUCUAUAUGUCCUCUUAUUUAUACCUGCCCCCUCCUUCCACUCGGGAGCGCCCACCCGGCUGUAAGACGGUGUUUGUUGGCGGUCUGCCGGAGAACGCCACGGAGGAGAUCGUCAAAGAAGUGUUCGACCCGUGUGGAGAAAUCAUCGCCAUCCGCAAGAGCAAGAAGAACUUCUGUCACAUCCGCUUCUGUGAGGAGUUCAUGGUGGACAAGGCUCUGUACCUGUCAGGGUACCGGAUGCGAAUCGGCUCCAGCACCGAUAAGAAGGACUCGGGGAGGAUCCACGUGGACUUCGCUCAGGCCAGAGACGACCUGUACGAGUGGGAGUGUCAGCAGCGCCUGCUGGCCCGAGAGGAGCGACACCGCCGCAAGGUCCACGAGGACCGGCUGAGACCGCCGUCUCCUCCUCCCAUAGUGCACUUCUCUGAGCACGAGGCGGCCACGUUAGCAGAGGGACUGAAAGAUGACCAUAAAUUCUGCGAGGCGACGGCGGUGCUGUUCACCUGGAUUGACCGCGGCGAAGUCAACCGCCGGACUGCCAAUCACUUCUACUCCAUGAUCCAGUCGGCCAACAGCCACGUCCGGCGGCUGAUGAGUGAGAAGGCUCAGCACGAGGUGGAGAUGGAGCGCGCUAAGGAGAUCUUCAAGAACGCCCUGCUGGCCAUCCUCAACCAGUUCGAGCAGAUCAGCGCCGUUUUCACCGCAGCCACCAGGCAAAAGGCAUGGGACCAUUUCUCAAAAGCUCAGCGCAAGAACAUAGACAUUUGGCGAAAGCAGUGUGAGGAGCUGAGGACGGCUCACAGUGAGGAGAUCAUGGGCAUCAGACGGGAGGAGGAGAUGGAGAUGUCCGACGAAGACGAAGACGAGAAUCCCUGUAAGAGGCUUCGCACCGAGGAGAACGGAUCAUGUGACCAGGCGUCUCUGAAGGAGGAGAAUGACUCCCUGCGUUGGCAGUUGGAGGCGUACAGGAACGAGGUGGAGCUUCUGAAGAGGGAGCAGAGAGGAGGAGGUGGAGGGAGACAUGAUGAAGAUCCUCCAGUGAUCCAGAUGCUGCAGCAGAACAUGCACAACAUGCAGCAGCAACUCCUCAGUGUUCAGGAGCAGCUGAGGAGUAAAGAAGCCGAGCUGGAGGAGACCAGAGAGGAGCAGCGCCUCCUGGAGGGGGGGGUGGUCUCCAUGAGGGACCAGGUGAGUCCACCACACACACACACAUACACACGCACACACACACACACACACACACACACACAUACACACACGUUUAGAACACGAGUUCAUCCAGAGACACUCAGUAAAUAAACACUUUCAUAUUUGGAACAAAAUGUUUCUGUUAAUCUUCAGUUAGUGUCUCCAUAUUAUUAAUGCUUCAUAUCAGUUAUCUGUUCGUGACCUCUUUGAGAAGAUCAAAAUGUUUAUCAAAGAAUAUGAAAGAAAAUGUGUUUAUGUAUCUUUCAAGACCUUCACCUCGCUCAGAGGCCGAUCUUACCGUAAUAACACUAGUAGAGGAGCAACUAAAUCCAGACGGCAGCUCCGUUUAUUCUCUGAUAUUUAUAAUCUCAGAGAACAUCUAGUAAACAUCUAGUAAACAUCUGGUAAACAUCUAAUGCAUUUACUAUUUUAAUUCUAAAAUUGAUCAAGGUUUUUUUCUCAGCGCUGUAAUUGUUGUGUCUGUCUCUCUGUGUGUCUCUCUGUCUCUCUCUCUCUGUGUGUCUCUCUGUCUGUGUGUCUGCCUCUCUG
Messenger RNA from Anarrhichthys ocellatus (wolf-eel), 1938 nucleotides. Its product is annotated as ecto-NOX disulfide-thiol exchanger 1-like. NCBI's taxonomy places the organism in Eukaryota, Metazoa, Chordata, Actinopteri, Perciformes, Anarhichadidae. Gene Ontology annotation, cellular component: plasma membrane; external side of plasma membrane. The record is from RefSeq and is a predicted model, not a curated record. The transcript has 8 exons. Gene Ontology annotation, biological process: ultradian rhythm. Gene Ontology annotation, molecular function: NADH dehydrogenase activity; RNA binding; protein disulfide isomerase activity. The coding region runs from base 112 to 1500 and encodes 462 amino acids.